UUCGAUAAAAACAUAGGAUUACGCUAUUUAAUUGAUCAAAAACAUCAACAAAUUAGCGAUGCAUAUUUGGAUUUCGGUACUGAGUAGUUCUUUAAAUGGAACUAUGCAAGCUAAAGGUGUAUACGCAUUUUGCAUUCAUUACUGCCCAUGUUGAGCAUGUACGCAUGCGCUGUCCCAUAUCAGUUAUCGUAGCUUUGAACUGAAAGAGAGACAUUUAAACCGUGAGCUGUCUAGGAAGUCGACAUAGUGUUUAGGCACAGAGCCACUGUUAAAUCAAGGUGUGGGACACUGAACUAUGCAGUAUGUCUCCAAAAGGAACUCCAUUGCCUAUUUUGUCUGUGAAAGAAGUCCCACCUUGACCUCCGCCAAAGAGACAUGCCCACACAACUUUGCUGAAAUAUUGCCCACGGAAAUGAGCUUGAAGAUUUUCAGCGAACUGGACAUUGACAGCUUAUGUAGUGCAUUGUUGACUUGCAAACUGUGGCACCACAUCAUUGAAGACAGUGACCACCUCUGGAGGAAUCACUGCCUGACUGUGCAAGCUUUCUGUCAACAGGAGGUUGAUGGGGACAGACAGUAUGGACUGUCGUGGAAGGUCACCCUGGUGCGGAACUAUAGGAGAGGUUUUCUGAAGAGAGAAUGGUUAAGGGGACGAUACAGCAACAUUCAUUCAGCCGAUGAACUACUGGACAGGAACAUGUGCUCAUUGGAUGUCGAGACAUGGGGUGAGAUUCUGGAAGCAGAGCUGGAGAGAUAGAUGCAAUGCUAUAAAGAGAUAUGAGUGAACUCUUUAGAUUUAAUUUUUUAUACUUAGGUCUUAAGCACUUGAUUUGUUUUAUACAUUUUUUUAUAUAGGAUUAUGGUUAAAUCACAGACUUGUAUAUAUUUUUUGUUAUGCAUUAAUACAGUGGGGAGAACAAGUAUUUGAUACACUGCCGAUUUUGCAAGUUUUCCUACUUGCAAAGCAUGUAAAGGUCUGUAAUUUUUACUGUGAGAGACGGAAUCUAAAACAAAAAUCCAGAAAAUCACAUUUUUUUAAGUAAUUAAUUUGCAUUUUAUUGCAUGACAUAAGUAUUUGAUACAUCAGAAAAGCAGAACUUAAUAUUUGGUACAGAAACCUGUUUGCAAUUACAGAAAUCAUAUGUUUCCUGUAGUUCUUGACCAGGUUUGCACACACUGCAGCAGGGAUUUUGGCCCACUCCUCCAUACAGACCUUCUCCAGAUCCUUCAGGUUUCGUGGCUGUCGCUGGGCAAUACGGACUUUCAGCUCCCUCCAAAGAUUUUCUAUUGGGUUCAGGUCUGGAGACUGGCUAGGCCACUCCAGGACCUUGAGAUGCUUCUUACGGAGCCACUCCUUAGUUGCCCAGGCUGUGUGUUUCGGGUCGUUGUCAUGCUGGAAGACCCAGCCAUGACCCAUCAAUGCUCUUACUGAGGGAAGGAGGUUGUUGGCCAAGAUCUCACGAUACAUGGCCCCAUCCAUCCUCCCCUCAAUACGGUGCAGUCGUCCUGUCCCCUUUGCAGAAAAGCAUCCCCAAAGAAUGUUUCCACCUCCAUGCUUCAUGGUUGGGAUGGUAUUCUUGGGGUUGUACUCAUCCUUCUUCUUCCUCCAAACACAGCGAGUGGAGUUUAGACCAAAAAGCUUGAUUUUGUCUCAUCAGACCACAUGACCUUCUCCCAUUCCUCCUCUGGAUCAUCCAGAUGGUCAUUGGCAAACUUCAGAUGGGCCUGGACAUGCGCUAGCUUGAGCAGGGGGACCUUGCGUGCGCUGCAGGGUUUUAAUCCAUGACGGCGUAGUGUGUUACUAAUGGUUUUCUUUGAGACUGUGGUCCCAGCUCUCUUCAGGUCAUUGACUAGGUCCUGCCGUGUAGUUCUGGGCUGAUCCCUCACCUUCCUCAUGAUCAUUGAUGCCCCACAAGGUGAGAUCUUGCAUGGAGCCCCAGACCGAGGGUGAUUGAUCGUCAUCUUGAACUUCUUCCAUUUUCUAAUAAUUGAGCCAACAGUUGUUGCCUUCUCACCAAGCUGCUUGCCUAUUGUCCUGUAGCCCAUCCCAGCCUUGUGCAGGUCUACAAUUUUAGCUCUGAUGUCCUUACACAGCUCUCUGGCCAUUGUGGAGAGGUUGGAGUCUGUUUGAUUGAGUGUGUGGACAGGUGUCUUUUAUACAGGUAACGAGUUCAAACAGGUGCAGUUAAUACAGGUAAUGAGUGGAGAACAGGAGGGCCUCUUAAAGAAAAACUAACAGGUCUGUGAGAGCCGGAAUUCUUACUGGUUGGUAGGUGAUCAAAUACUAUCAAAUAAAAUGCAAAUGAAUUACUUAAAAAUCAUACAAUGUGAUUUUCUGGAUUUUUGUUUUAGAUUCUGUCUCUCACAGUUGAAGUGUACCUAUGAUAAAAAAUGACAGACCUCUACAGGCUUUGUAAGUAGGAAAACCUGCAAAAUCGGCAGUGUAUCAAAUACUUGUUCUCCCCACUGUAUAUGGCAGGCUAUACUCCAGUAAAAUAUGGAUACUCUUUAAUGGAUUCCUAAAUCAGUGAUACAAUUGUGCCUUCACUACACUGAAUAAAGUGGGGUCAUUAAAAUCA
Molecule: messenger RNA, 2579 nt
Organism: Oncorhynchus nerka (sockeye salmon)
Lineage: Eukaryota; Metazoa; Chordata; Actinopteri; Salmoniformes; Salmonidae
Product: F-box only protein 48-like
Exons: 3
Coding region: 296-757 (153 amino acids)
Biological process (GO): SCF-dependent proteasomal ubiquitin-dependent protein catabolic process
Cellular component (GO): SCF ubiquitin ligase complex
Molecular function (GO): protein binding
Source: RefSeq, a predicted model, not a curated record